Messenger RNA from Cucumis melo (muskmelon), 1194 nucleotides. RefSeq lists its product as uncharacterized. The record is from RefSeq and is a predicted model, not a curated record. The transcript has a single exon. Lineage: Eukaryota; Viridiplantae; Streptophyta; Magnoliopsida; Cucurbitales; Cucurbitaceae. Bases 1 to 1194 code for a protein of 397 amino acids.
AUGGACAAAUCAUGGAUGAUGGAGAAUAGGAUGUCUAGGGAGUAUGAAUUAGGAGUGGAAGCGUUCAUUCAAUUUGGUUUUCGUCAUGCCAAAGGUUCCAGUACUAUCAGGUGUCCAUGUUUGAAAUGUGGGAACCGUUUGCCGCAAGACGAAUCAACAGUCAGAUAUCAUCUAUAUGCCAAUGGGAUCGAUCAAAGCUAUAAGAUAUGGUUUUGGCAUGGCGAAUCUUUUACAUCAGAGACUUCAUGUAAUCGACAGGCUUACACGAACGAAGAAACGGUCGACGAUGAUUUAUUUCAUGUGAUAAAUAUGGUUCAAAAUGUCCACGAUCAGUUUUCUGAAGUACCUAAUACGUUUGACAAUAUGUUCGAUGAUGCAAAGAAGCCUCUAUUUCCUGGUUGUAAAAGAUUCACAAAGUUAUCAGCAUUAGUUAGGCUAUACAACCUGAAGGUUAGAUUUGGAUGGAGUAAUGCUAGCUUCUCCGAACUACUGGCAACGAUUAGCGAGUUAUUGCCUGAAAAUAAUAAAAUGCCGAUAUCCAUGUAUGGAGCAAAAAAAACGCUUACUGCUUUGGGCCUUAGUUAUCAAAAAAUAGAUGCAUGCCCUAACAAUUGCUGCUUGUAUAGAAAAGAUCUGGCAGACAUCAGUAGGUGUCCUAAAUGUAACAUUUCGAGGUGGAAGACAAGUAAGAACGCAAAUGAAGAGAUUAAGGGAGUUGCAGCUAAACAGCUGUGGCAUUUUCCAAUUGUUCCGAGGUUCUUAAGGAACUCCGAAUAUGCAAAGCACUUGUGUUGGCAUGCAAAUGACAGGAAAGUAGACGGUGUGUUAAGGCAUCCAGCUGAUACUCCAUCUUGGAGGUUGGUAGACCAUUUGUGGCCAGAUUUUGGGUCCGAACCGAGAAACCUCCGCUUGGGGUUGUCCACAGAUGGCAUCAAUCCAUACGGAGAUUUAUCAACGAAAUAUAGUUGUUGGCCUGUGAUUGCUACAAUAUACAACCUUCCACCAUGGUUAUGUAUGAGGAGGAAGUAUUUGAUGUUAACUAUGUUAAUCUCGGGACCUAAGCAACCAGGAUACGACAUAAAUGUCUACCUAGCACCUUUGAUUGAUGAUCUCAAACUUAUGUGGGAAGAAGGUGUUCAGUGUUUUGAUGCACAUAGAAAUGAGAGAUUCACCCUGCGAGCUGUCUUACUGUGA